Molecule: messenger RNA, 905 nt
Organism: Temnothorax curvispinosus
Lineage: Eukaryota; Metazoa; Arthropoda; Insecta; Hymenoptera; Formicidae
Gene: mRpL16
Product: 39S ribosomal protein L16, mitochondrial
Exons: 6
Coding region: 151-879 (242 amino acids)
Biological process (GO): mitochondrial translation
Cellular component (GO): ribosome; mitochondrial large ribosomal subunit
Molecular function (GO): rRNA binding; structural constituent of ribosome
Source: RefSeq, a predicted model, not a curated record
AUCCAAUCAUAACCUAUACAAUAAAUUUCGCAAAUUUUGUCAUGUGUGUAUUUUAUAAUUAAAAUACAAUCUAUUUUUUUUACUUGGAAUCACACCAAUUCGUAUAACCAGGUAUAACUGUUAACUUAAAAAAUCCAUCUUAACUUAAAAAUGAUACAAGCGUCCAGGAACGUGGCACGUAUUUUACUUUCCACAUGGCAAUCUGUAUCUGUAACGCCAACGGCUGGUUUAAAGAUCUUUCCUGUGCCAGUAAAAUUUGGCGAUAUUGAAUACCCGGAGCGAGCAAGACUCAAAAUAAUGGAGAAAGUCCCACAGUUUCCCCCAGGAAUGCGUCCUCCCAAAAUGCAAAAGCGACUGAGAUACAUGCGGGGUCCAGAGCCGACGCACAAUUUUCUCAUGUACAGGCAAUACGGUAUCAUUGCUACAGGAGGAGGUAGAUUAAAACAUGGUCACUUCGAGAUGAUACGUCUGACAAUUGGUAGAAAACUCGAUCAAGAAAGGAUGUUUGCAAUUUGGCGUGUGGAUCCACCAUGGCAACCAGUUACAAAGAAGGGACAAGGACAACGUAUGGGUGGAGGUAAAGGUUCUAUUGACCACUAUGUCACUCCCAUUAAAGCAGGACGAGUCAUUAUGGAAAUUGGUGGUCACUGCGAAUAUUUUGAGGUAAAGAAAGUAUUGACCCAAGUAGCAAAUCAACUACCGUUCAAAGCCAGAGCCGUCAGUCAAGAGAUUUUGGAUAAACAGGCAGUUAAAGAGAAAUGGUUGGAAGAGAACAAUCAGCAUCUUUGGACUUGGAAAUACAUGGUCCAGAAUAACAUGCUCGGUUGCCAAAAAUGGAUAUCACCAGUUGAUAAAUUAUGGUUUAAUAAAUAUCUGUAAAUAACGAAAAAAAAAUCUGAAGAAGC